UUGAAAGCUGGAUUUUCGAUGCACUUCGAUGAUCACACUUUAUUCUUGUGUUGACAUUGUUACCAAAUACAUUUCGUUGAAAUCAUCGAUAAAGAAACUUUUUCCAACGAGUUUUUUGAAAAAUCCAUGCGACUGGCAACUCUGCCCAUGCAAUUAUGUCAACGAGGAAAAAAAGAAAAAAGAAUCAACAACAACAAACUUGUACCGUAAACAUUGGUCGUGAAAGGUCGUAAACAUUCGGUCGUAAAGUGGUUGAACUUCCUGGUUUUUCAUCUCAUUCAGGUAAACAAAUUCAAAAUAUAUCCUUAAAAGCUGAUAGAUUUCCUAUAAAUUAUUAUCUUUCAGCAUGAUGGAGGAGGAUAGUGACAGUAGCAGCUCUGCAGAAGGAAAAAUGCAUGAAGAUCGGACGAUGCGUGAUGCGGACCGAGAUGCGGACGAUGCAAACUUGGAGGAUGAUUCCGACAAGUACUCAAUAGAAGCUCUGGAGGACGAUCCACUGAUUCUUCCUUUGGAUGAUGAUGACGACGUAGAUGGAUCUAGCUUCGGAAAUGAUGUGUGUGAUGAUGCGAUGGAAAGCAUUGAUGCGGGCAAACCAAAAAACAACUUGUCGUUGUGUGCUUCCUUCUACAAACGCCGGUUCGUAGGAGAAACAUCCGGCAGCCUCGUAACAUCGCAAAUACUUUCCGGAGAUUCCGUCGGACAAAUUUUGGAAGGAAUGUGGCAGAUUGUGAAGCCGAUCAUCUGUCGCGAAGUGAUAUUCGUUGAGGAAAACGGAAUUCAAACACCAUCGUGGGUUGACAGUGAGCCGACUUUUGAGGAUAUGGGGAAGUUUGUUUAUAUGCAGAACCAUAAAAAUCGAAGACGUGUCAACAUCGACCAGAUUAAAAGUAAGCUGCUGAUCAGUUGGCGCGGUAAGGACAUACGAGCACACGUACAUAUCUACUCUACGGCAGUGUCAUGCAAACAAUUAUGGGAGCUGGUCGACAAGCAUCUGGUGAAAUUCCAACAUUCCGACCGAGCGGGGGCGCCCAGUAAUCAAUCGCUUUCUCAACUUGCUGAUGAGCUCCGAGAGUUGCAUGGCCAACACUUCAUGGGACACGGCAGCGCGUGGAAGCUUUGGGCCAAUUACAUUCACACUGCGCCGGCGCAUGAAAGGGAACAACGAAAAUCUGAGCUACCACCGCCAUCCAUCAUAAAGUUCUUCAGAUCCGUACCAAUUUCGGAAGCUGUGCAGCUGGAAAGUACUCGCCAUGGACUAUCUGUUGCUCGUACCAUCAAUGAAGCGUUCUCUGCUGAGCUGGCAGAAUUGGAAGAAGAAACUGACCAACUGAUUUCUAUGGGACAAAGGUUGAAGCAUCGUAUUAGCGCCUUACGAGCUCGAUCAUCGAUCAACUCAAGUCUGGUUUCGGCGAUGCAGGAGUCUACCAGGCCGGAAGACAACGAAACGAGUCGUUUGCUUGUGGAAAACGUUUCGGAUAUGCUUGACGUAGAUCAUAUGUGA
This is a messenger RNA of Aedes albopictus (Asian tiger mosquito), 1501 nucleotides long. RefSeq lists its product as uncharacterized. The coding region runs from base 347 to 1501 and encodes 384 amino acids. The record is from RefSeq and is a predicted model, not a curated record. The transcript has a single exon. Lineage: Eukaryota; Metazoa; Arthropoda; Insecta; Diptera; Culicidae.